This is a messenger RNA of Olea europaea var. sylvestris, 1029 nucleotides long. RefSeq names its product protein P21-like. Gene Ontology annotation, biological process: defense response. Lineage: Eukaryota; Viridiplantae; Streptophyta; Magnoliopsida; Lamiales; Oleaceae. The record is from RefSeq and is a predicted model, not a curated record. The transcript has a single exon. Gene Ontology annotation, cellular component: extracellular region. The coding region runs from base 102 to 767 and encodes 221 amino acids.
CGUAGUUUUAAGCUUUUGACCAGUACCUACCACAUCAUUAUAUACCCCAAACCAUUUCUCCAUCCUCAAUCGACCCCAAAAUCUCGAUCCAAUCACCAAAAAUGAGUUUCUUUAAACCCCUUUAUGCAAUUUUUAUGCUUCUUUUCGUCGUCCACAGCCAUGGGAUAUUCAUCAGAGUUCAAAACAACUGUCCCUACACAAUCUGGCCUGCAGCCGUGCCUGGCGGAGGCCGCCGCCUUGACAGUGGUCAAACAUGGACUAUCGGCUACCCUUCAGCGAAGUCAGCCAAAAUCUGGGCUCGUACUAAUUGCACGUUUGAUUCAUCGGGCAGGGGUAAGUGCCUCACCGGAGACUGUGGAGGCCUGCUUGAAUGCAAAGAGUUAGGUGCAGAACCGGCGACUUUAGCUGAAUACGGCCUGAACUCCUUCGCCAGUAAAGACUACUACGAUAUCUCUGUGAUGAAAGGGUUUAACGUGCCGUUAUCGUUGACCCCUACGUCAAAUGGAUGCACGAAGAGCAUAAGGUGUGCGGCGGAUCUGACUGCACAGUGCCCGAAUCAAUUGAAAACUCCCGGCGGAUGCCAUAAUCCGUGCACGGUGUUUAAGACCACUGAGUACUGCUGCGGCUCAGGGCGGUGCCUGCCUUCGAAUUUCUCGAGGUUUUUCAAGAUUAGAUGCAGGGAUGCCUUCACGUAUCCUGAGGAUGAUCCCACCAGCACUUUCACUUGCCCCGCAGGCACCAGUUAUAGAAUCGUGUUCUGUCCUUGAUCAGAUCAACACCGACACCGCGCCGCUGCAGAAUUUGGCCGGAGAAAUUGGUAAAGUAGGAUUAUGAAUAAAAAUCUAGUGAUAUGAACUUGUGAGGUAACCUACUAUCAUAUGGUGGGGUAUUACCUAUUUCUUGUAGAGUAAUUGCCUUAUUUCAUUGGUACUUGCUUUGAUAAUUAUUGAUUAUGUAUUUGUGUUUUUCUUUGAAGAGUGUUCAUUUUGUGGUCUUUUUCUAUAUAAUAAUUGCUCUUCUUGUUGUUAA